This is a messenger RNA of Mercenaria mercenaria, 2027 nucleotides long. RefSeq names its product endoglucanase A-like. NCBI's taxonomy places the organism in Eukaryota, Metazoa, Mollusca, Bivalvia, Venerida, Veneridae. Gene Ontology annotation, molecular function: hydrolase activity, hydrolyzing O-glycosyl compounds; polysaccharide binding. The transcript is spliced from 13 exons. Gene Ontology annotation, biological process: carbohydrate metabolic process. The record is from RefSeq and is a predicted model, not a curated record. Bases 70 to 1956 code for a protein of 628 amino acids.
CACGGCCACAAUGAAACAAGAUUUUGACCUCGGACGAUUUGAGUCACCGAUAGAAAAUCGGGAUAGACAAUGGUACCUCUGUUAUUACUCGGCCUCCUGUCCACCGCGUUGGCAGCCCCAUUGACUGUUGUUCGAACUUGGAACGGCGGCUGCCAGGGGUCUUUCACAGUUCAUGCCGACCAUGAAGUACACGGCUGGAAGGCCCAUCUCACCUUUACACAACCACUGGAUAAGCUUGACAUUUGGAAAGCUAUUGUGACCUCACACACACCGACAGAAUGGAUCGUUUCAAAUAUGCCGUGGGACCAAGAUCUUAAUUCAGGGGACGACCUUGUUGUUAAUUUCAAUGGUUUACUGGCCGGUGACAAUGGAUGUGCAGGGACAUUUACUAUAGAAGGUGGAUCUGCAGGAACCGCAACAAGCAGUGGAUCCUUACCUACACCCACAGGCGGUAGUUCGGGAAGUGCAACGGUCAGUACUUCAGGUGGUAGCUCUUCCACAAAUCCUGGUGGUAGUGGUGGCACUAUUACACUGGCACAGACAGCUGGUACAACAAGCAGGGGAACAAAUUCGAGUACAAGUGGUGUGCCAGUUUCCCACCUAUGUACUGGUUGUGGCUCUGAUAUGAAAUAUAACUACAGAGAGGCAUUGAGGCUAUCAAUUCUCUUCUAUGACGCCCAGCGGUCCGGGAAACUUCCGGCGAAUAAUCCUAUUCCGUGGCGUGGAGAUUCGAACGUACAUGAUGCAGACGACGGUCACGAUUUGAGCGGAGGAUGGUAUGAUGCCGGUGACCAUGUAAAGUUUAACCUUCCAAUGGCAUGGUCAGCGACAGUGUUACUAUGGGGCAUGCUGGAGUUCAAGGAGGGAUACCUAGCUGCAGGACAGAGAGAUAUGGCCUGCGACAUGAUCAGAACCCCACUUGACUACUUUCUCAAAUGUUGGAUACCCGAUCAACAAAGAAAUUAUGUACAGGUAGGAGACGGACAUCAAGACCAUGCCUACUGGGGACGUCCGGAGACAAUGAACCAAUGGCGCAUCGGCUGGAGAACAGACUCCACAUGCCAUGGAAGUGAUAUUGCUGGAGAAAUGGUUGCUGCAAUGGCCUCUGGUUCUAUGGUGUUUAAAGACAUGUGUUCAGAUUUCAGUUAUGCUGAUAAACUUCUGGAAGCUGCAAAGGGAUUGUACAAGUUUGGCAUGGCCAAUCGCGGGAAAUACUCAGACUGUAUCACUGUAUCCCAGGACUUCUAUGGUUCGGACAGUGAGCAAGACGACAUGGCAGUGGCAGCAGCUUGGAUGUACAAGGCUACUAAGGAUCCUGCCUAUCUGACUGAUGCUAAAUCUUUAUACCAGGGCGACAGUACACCAUGGUCGUUCAGCUGGGAUGGUGCUAAUGUCGAAGCUGGAUUAUUACUGUAUCAACUUACCGGUGACGACAAAUACAAGAUGGAAGUUGAAGCUCUGGUAGGAUCUUUCAUGCCUGGAGGAUCUGUUACCCAGACACCGUGUGGACUGGCCUGGAGGGACAAAUGGGGACCAAAUAGAGAUGCUGCUAAUGUGGCUUUUAUAGCUACAGUAGCAGCUAAGUAUGGCAUGCAUUCUGACGAAUAUAAGAAGUGGGCGUUGUCUCAGAUAAAUUAUCUACUGGGGGAUAAUAAACUUCACAUGAGUUAUGAAAUUGGAUAUGGACAGUACUAUCCCAAGCGCCCCCAUCACAGGGGAAGUUCCUGUGCUACCAAUGGUGUGUGCGUUUGGGGCAAUGCUGACAAUCCAAAUGUCCUUCUUGGCGGUCUGGUAGGAGGCCCCGACGCAGGCGACAACUACAAUGACGACAGGCAAGAUUAUGUCAGGAACGAAGUUGCAUGUGACUACAAUGCUGGCUUUCAGUCAUCGCUAGCUGCACUGUCGUAUUUUGCAGAUAAGAGUGAGCUUCCACCAGCCCCGCCAGCAAAAUGUUAACUGGGUAACAUAUGUAUGAACUGGUUUAUUUGUACAACAACCGCUAAACACAAAAUAAAGAUUUUCAACAA